AUGAGCGCUGAGUCGACUCUCUACCGUGAACAGGCUGACGCACAGGCCAUGGCCGCAUUGGCGACUUCUGUACGUGCUGGUUGGAAGGCAGCUUGCAUCUUGCCGCACGAAAGCACCUUGCCAUCGCAAACUUCGGUCUGCCCUGCGGACAGGGCAGAGUUCAGUUUUGUGGAGUGGCUUUUUACAAGGUCUUUGGUUCGACAUCGGCAAGCUCGAGAUCCAUCACUUUGGUGCCCAACCCCUCGUGUAAAAGUGCGGCAAGUGGAGAAGGUUGAAAACAGGACAUUUCUGAAGAGGUAUGCACAGCGGCGCGAGGAAUUGUUGGAGGAGAGGGCAGGCCACAAUUGUGAAGCCUUGCGCGACAUUAAGACAUUCAUCGGGCAGUCCCUGCAGAAUCGGCGGUCAAUCGAAGAAGUUUGCCGUUGCUCAGACACCGGGGUGAACUUGAACGAAGUGCUACUUUUCCAUGGAUCUCCCAAUGGAAAGAUCAAUGGGAUUUUGAAUGGUGGAUUUGACCCUCGAUAUGCUGGUCUUGGCACUGGUGCUAUGUUUGGGCAAGGGAGCUAUUUUGCCCACAACGCCUCGAAGUGCUUCCGUUAUGCUGGUGACAGCACCACAGACCCCGGAGGCUUGCGGCAGAGUGUGCUCGUCGUCAGGGCUUUGCUGGGCAAUCCGCAUUACCAACAACACAUGUGCCCAGAUCGCAGGAUGCCACCCGCCAAUACCCACUCAGUGGUGGCCUUGACCAAAGCUGAAGGUGGAUGUGUUGAUCAUCGCGAGUACGUAUUGUACGAGAAAGCUGCCAUUCUGCCACUCUACCUCAUUGAGUUCCAGCACUUGCCGGAUUGUGGAUGCCUCAUGUGCUGUGUAUGA
Messenger RNA from Durusdinium trenchii, 873 nucleotides. The record is from the annotation of a GenBank genome assembly. NCBI's taxonomy places the organism in Eukaryota, Dinophyceae, Suessiales, Symbiodiniaceae.